AUGGGUUUAGUUGAAAAAAUUAGGACCAAAGAGUUGGACAAAUUUGUUACAUUUGGCCACUCGGUUACCGUUUAUGUUGUAUUAAGCCAUACCAGUCCAACAAUUGUCCAAUUGAUUACCUAUUGUACGUAUGUGGCCAUCAACCAGGAUGACCAACAGCACCAAAUAAAUGCAUCGAAAAUAUUUGUAUCGCUGGCAUUAUUUAAUUUGAUCAGGCAGAUAAUGUUUACAAUACCACAAUCGAUUAAUGCUAUUACCUUGAUUUACGUAUCAUUCAAACGUAUUGAAAAAUUUCUCAAAAGUGAUGAACACUUGGAUUAUGUUGAAGACAACUUAACCAACAAUUGUAUUAUUAAUGUUGAAAAUGCAUCGUUUAAUUGGGAAUCCGAUACUAAUAGUAGUAGUAGUAGUAGUGAUAAUACUAACAAUAGUCAACCGAUUUUACAUAAUAUUAAUCUCAAUAUAAAUGAUGGCCAGUUUGUGGCAAUAGUAGGCAGUGUCGGGUCCGGUAAGAGUUCACUGAUGUCGGCCCUGUUUGGCGAUAUGGAUCUGAUUGGCAGUAAUGGCAGAGUCAAUGUUAGACCAGAUAUCAGCGUAGCCUAUGUUCCACAACAAGCCUGGAUAUUGAACUGUACGGUCAAAGAGAAUAUAUUGUUUGGUAAACCCAUGGAUCAGGAACUGUAUGAUCGGGUGCUCGAUACGUGUGCACUCAGGCAUGACCUACAACAACUAGCCGACGGCGAUCAGACAAUGAUCGGCGAAAAGGGUGUUAAUCUGAGUGGCGGUCAAAAACAAAGAGUCAGUUUAGCCCGAGCUGUCUAUUCCGGUGCCGAUCUAUACCUACUCGACGAUCCACUGUCUGCCGUGGACAGUCAUGUCGGCAAACACAUUGUCAGUAAAGUACUCGACUCGAGAACCGGUAUUCUAAGCAAUAAAACCCGUUUAUUAGUAACAAAUCAAUUGUUUGUAUUACCCGAUGUCGACCUAAUUGUUGUCAUAAAAGACGGCAUAAUUACAAGUGUCGGUACUUAUGAUAAUCUAUUGGAAAAUGAUUGUUAUUUUUCCGAAUUAAUUCAACAAUAUUUAGCUGAAAGUCCGUACUGUUCACUGGGUUUCCUAUUGUCAAUAAUCACAUACAAUGCCCUACAGAUUGGUUCAUCGUUUUGGUUAUCAAUAUUUAGCAACAAUAUUGACAGCAUAUCCAGCCAUACAUCAUCAUCGGUUGGCACCGGCAGUAUAAUUACCGACAACUACUGCUACUAUUAUUUAGGUAUUUUUAGUGCCUUUAUAGUCGGCAAUAUUAUUACAGUACUGGCCAGCCGUUUGUUUAUUAUCAACGGUAUACGUCGGGCCUCCAAACGUCUACACCGGCAACUGUUGUCGAGUGUAAUGCAUUCACCGAUGAAUUACUUCGAUAGGACACCAAUCGGCCGACUGAUGAACCGAUUUGGUAACGACACCGAUACACCAUUGUUUUUGGCACCACUGGCACUGGUAGCUGUUAUUUACUAUAUAGUUCAGUUUAUUUACAUUAAAACUUCACGACAACUAAAACGUUUAGAAUCGACUACACGAUCGCCGAUAUAUUCACAUUUCGGUCAAACACUGGCCGGUGUGUCCAGCAUUAGGGCCUACGGCUGUACCGAUCGAUUUGUACGGGAAUCCGAAAGACUAGUGGACAGCAAUCAGAUGUGUCUCUAUCCUAAUGUUGUGGCAAACAGUUGGCUACAGAUUUGGUUGACAUCACUCAGCAAUUGUUUGCUAUUUUUUGCCGCACUGUUUGCCGUACUGGGGAAAGGCAGUCUAACCGGCAGCGAUAUAGGACUAUCCCUAUCCUAUGCAUUGGCGUUAACUGUAACGUUAGACUUGUUUAUCAAAACGUUUGCACAGUUGGAAAACAAUAUGGUUUCAGUCGAACGUAUUGACGAAUACUGUCGAUUGGAAAGUGAAUCCGAUUGGCAUCGAUGUGUGGAUGACUACCCGUUAGCCGAUAACUGGCCCGAUAGGGGAGCCGUUAGGUUUGAGAGUUAUGCCACUAGAUAUGGGGUUGGAUUAGAUUUGGUACUCAAUGAUAUUGAUGUGGAUAUUAAAGCGGGCGAAAAGAUAGGUAUUGUUGGCCGAACCGGUGCUGGAAAGUCAUCGCUAACUUUGGCUCUGUUAAGGCUUAUUGAGCCAGCUAUGGGUCGGAUAGUUAUUGACGGUAUAGAUAUCGGACGGUUAGGACUACACGAGUUGCGCUCUCGGCUAACAAUUAUACCUCAAGAACCCAUACUAUUUUCGGGUACAAUUCGCUUCAAUUUGGAUCCGUUUGGCCAGUUUUCCGACGAUCACUUGUGGACAGUGUUAGAUCAGUCGCAUCUCAAAGAGUUUGUUGCCGCCAGUGAUCGGGGACUCGACUGGUCGGUCGCCGAAUCGGGUGAUAACAUGAGUGUUGGUCAACGACAGCUCAUAUGUCUGGCACGGGCUUUGUUACGUAAUACUCGUGUCCUUAUCCUCGAUGAGGCCACGGCUGCCGUCGACGUAGAAACCGAUGCACUCAUACAGCAAACCAUACGUCAAGAGUUUAGAUCGUCGACUGUCCUAACGAUUGCCCACCGAAUCAAUACAAUUAUGGACUCCGAUCGGGUGUUAGUCCUCGACAACGGACGGGUAGCCGAGUUUGGCGAACCCAACAGUUUAUUGGCAAAUAAAUUGUCAAUUUUCUAUACACUGGCCAAUGAUGCCGGUAUUGUUUGA
This is a messenger RNA of Oppia nitens, 2736 nucleotides long. RefSeq names its product ATP-binding cassette sub-family C member 3-like. Gene Ontology annotation, molecular function: ATP hydrolysis activity; ABC-type transporter activity; ATP binding. Gene Ontology annotation, biological process: transmembrane transport. Gene Ontology annotation, cellular component: membrane. Bases 1 to 2736 code for a protein of 911 amino acids. The transcript has 8 exons. The record is from RefSeq and is a predicted model, not a curated record. NCBI's taxonomy places the organism in Eukaryota, Metazoa, Arthropoda, Arachnida, Sarcoptiformes, Oppiidae.